AUGAGGCGCGGCUACACAGCACAACAACCGUCUUGUUUAGUGAGCUACGAUCUUGAAUCGGUCGUAGUCCAUAUGAGAACCUUGCACAAUGCGAGAUUCGAUUAUGGAUGGUGCUGGGUGAUACGAAGUGGUCACCCCCUUGGGAUGUUUACUUCUAUUUUUUGGAUUUCUGGUCCAAUAUCACACCCAAGCAGUCAAUGUAGUCACAACUCAUGUGAUCCGUACAAGGUAGAUGGCACUAUCGUUUCGGAUGGGCAUCGACAGGCUCACGUCCCAAGUACCACCGGAUCUUCCUUCGUCACAUAUCCGAGACUCCACUUGGCAUCCGAUCGAAAUGGUUGGGGCCAGUAUACCGACACAUGUGGAGAUUUCGUCUAA
Messenger RNA from Plenodomus lingam JN3, 378 nucleotides. NCBI's taxonomy places the organism in Eukaryota, Fungi, Ascomycota, Dothideomycetes, Pleosporales, Leptosphaeriaceae. The record is from RefSeq and is a predicted model, not a curated record.